CACCAGCUCAGUCCGCCAGGUAGCUGGCGGGAGGGAGUGGAAUGUGGGACCUUACACUCUCACAGAAAAACACAGCAGAGGACACUUACCUGACUCGGGGACAGAGAUAGAGCGAGAUCGCCGUCCAGCUGGAUGAAGGUCACCAUGCAAUCGACGAGUUUACACUGACAGAGGAAGAGAAGUCACCGACCAGCACCUCUCCGUCUCUGUCUCACAUACGCACACGGUUCCCAACGGCAUUGGGGAUGAAGAAGUUUUUCGACGCCCGGAGGGAAGGUGCGGCCGCAGCUGGCGGAGCGGCCGGACAGUCAGGCAGCGCCGGCGGGUGGUCCUCGUUCCAGGGUAAAGUGUACGCGGUGGGCCGCUACCAGGUGACGGUGGAAGAGCUGAUCGCGGAAGGUGGAUUUGCAAUAGUGUUUUUAGUCAAGACUGUCAGUGGUGUAAGAUGCGCUCUGAAACGAAUGUGUGUAAACAGUGAACAUGACCUCCAAGUUUGUAAGCAGGAAAUUGCCAUUAUGAAAGAUCUGUCUGGGCAUAAAAAUAUUGUUAACUACUUGGACUCCAGUGUUACCUCAAUAAAUGCCAGUGAUGUAUGGGAGGUCCUAAUUCUAAUGGAAUACUGCAGAGGUGGUCAAGUGGUCAACUUAAUGAAUCAACGAUUGCAUUCUGGCUUUACUGAAAUGGAGGUGUUGCAAAUAUUUUGUGAUCUUUGUGAAGCGGUGGCGAGGCUACAUCAGUGCAAACCUCCAAUUAUUCAUAGAGAUCUCAAGGUGGAAAAUCUUCUACUUCAUGAUAGUGGUAGUUAUGUCCUCUGUGAUUUUGGAAGCGCAACAAAUAGAGUUAUACAUCCUCAGAUGGAAGGAGUCAGUGCUGUUGAAGAAGAAAUAAAAAAGUAUACGACACUGUCAUAUAGAGCACCAGAAAUGGUUAACCUUUACAGUGGAAAAUCCAUUACUACUAAAGCUGACAUAUGGGCCCUUGGAUGCUUACUUUACAAACUUUGCUUUUUUACCUUGCCAUUUGGAGAAAGCCAAGUAGCUAUCUGUGACGCAAAUUUUACAAUUCCAGAUAAUUCUAAGUAUUCCAAUGAAAUGCAUUGUUUAAUUCGAUAUAUACUUGAGGCAGAUCCAGACAAUAGACCUGAUAUUUAUCAGGUUUCUUUCUUCACAUUUAGGAUGUCAAAGAGGAUGUGCCCAGUUAAGAAUGUCAAUAAUGUAUCGAUUCCAGUGAAAAUGCCAAUACCAGUAAAAACUAGUGAAGUUGCUGCUAAAAAGUCUCAACCACGAGCAAGGCUUACUGACCCAGUACCAACGACAGAGACCUCAAUAGCACCUCGCCAAAGGCCAAAAGCUGGCCAACCAACUCCAUCUUCAAGCAUUCUGACGAUUCAACCUGCUGUGACUCCAAGGAAGCGAUCUACUACACAGUUGGCCCCUCAACCCUCAGCCACGCAGUUGGCCCCUCAACCCUCAGCUGCAAAGUUGACCCCUCAACCCUCAGCUGCACAGUUGACCCCUCAACCAUCAGCUGAUCCUUCCUUCACGAGUACACCAUGCAGGUGCAUUCAGUUUUAAAAACUGAUCCUACUUUUCCCCUGGACACUAUGACAAUUCACCAGUGAGAGAGUUAUAUUGAGACCUGAGAUCAACAUUGUCAAAUUCAAAUAUACAUAUUCAGAGCCACACAAAAUCAAUUCUAAGAGGAUUUUUGUGCCAGUUGAAGAAUGGGUUGAGAUGAGAGCUGCACCAAUCCUGAAGUAACAGUAGGUUUCUACAUUACUUGUAAUGAGUUGGAACAGUAUCUGAGUAGAUCCACAAAUUUAUUUAGCUUAUUGAUUUUAUUCUUUGCUAUAUCAAAGAAGGCUAGAAUUCACCACAUCAAUAUGAUAUAUACCAUAACCCAAGGAAAACCAAACAUAUAAAUAGAAAACAGGCUAUACCACAGAGCUUUAUCCAGAGGCUCACUGAAGAUGUUACCUAGUAUGGUGACAAAAACCAACCUUACAGCUCAAUGAGCAAACUUCCAUCCAGAACCUCAACUGGAGCUGCAAAUCUUCUCAUAACUCGCUAAUAAAUCAUAUAAACUCGAGUAAUAGUCGAUCUCAUAUAAAAGUUGACCCCCUAUGUUUGGCCAAAAAUCCUGGAAUUUUCCAU
Molecule: messenger RNA, 2153 nt
Organism: Chiloscyllium plagiosum (whitespotted bambooshark)
Lineage: Eukaryota; Metazoa; Chordata; Chondrichthyes; Orectolobiformes; Hemiscylliidae
Source: RefSeq, a predicted model, not a curated record